This is a messenger RNA of Oncorhynchus keta (chum salmon), 2725 nucleotides long. RefSeq lists its product as uncharacterized. The record is from RefSeq and is a predicted model, not a curated record. The transcript has 7 exons. Gene Ontology annotation, cellular component: filamentous actin; microtubule organizing center. The coding region runs from base 218 to 2419 and encodes 733 amino acids. Gene Ontology annotation, molecular function: protein binding. NCBI's taxonomy places the organism in Eukaryota, Metazoa, Chordata, Actinopteri, Salmoniformes, Salmonidae. Gene Ontology annotation, biological process: actin cytoskeleton organization.
AGAGUGAGAGAGAGAGAGAGAGAAUAUUCACAUCUUACUGAUUCACUGGUCGCUGAAGUUUAUUAACACUGUAUUGAGAGCCAGAAAAACAGAAAGAGAGUGAGGUGUUAAGACAAACAGGACAGACAGAAGUGGACACUGACUUAAUAGAGAGAGGGAAAGCAGGACACAGUGACCACAGCGAACCCAGAGGGCUAUAGGUACCACACAAGAGCAGAUGCAGCUGUCCGGGCUGUUGGACUGUGCCGAUGUCACUAGCUCUAUUUCUGGAACCUGUGUUGUUCUGCAGAAGAAGUUGGACAAACAGACAAAGGAAGUCCAUCAAACCAUGGAUGAUGUAUCACUCCACCAGGAGGAUUCUGGGAACGAUGGAACAGCCAACCAGAUAGAGGACAACAACAACAAUCAGACAGAGAGAGAGGCUCCAGUCCAGGAGUGUGACCCCCCGAAGAGAGAGCACCUGGCGGAGGACACAGUGGAAGGUCAUAGGGUCAAGUCAGGGGCUAAUAGGGCGAAAACUCCAGAACAGGCAACAGGGGCUAGCAUUGAAAACAUAGAGGAGUCUCAGCCUGUAACCGACGCCAAUGAGGUUAAUGGUGAAGAGACUUGUAAGGGUGAGGAAGGGCCGUGUCAUGGUGCAGACACCGGAGAAACAGAAGACCCCAAAUUGGUGAAAGGAGAGGGGGAAAGUGAGAUGGAGGUGCACAAGAAUGGAAAGGGGCAAGAGGUGGUCAAGAAUGGAGAGAUUGAGAAAAAGAAAGAGGAGCUGAAAGAGGACAAAGAGAAGGGGGGAGAAAAGAAAGAGGGGAAGGGGGGGGAAAGAGAAAAGAGAAAAGGAGAUGAAGAGAAGAGGACAGACAGAAAAAUAAAGGCAGGGAAGGGAGAGGCAAGGAAGGGAGAGGCAGGGAAGGGAGAGGCAGGGAAGGGAGAGGCAGGGAAGGGAGAGGCAGGGAAGGGAGAGGCAGGGAAGGGAGAGGCAGGGAAGGGAGAGGCAGGGAAGGGAGAGGCAGGGAAGGGAGAGGCAGGGAAGGGAGAGGCAGGGAAGGGAGAGGCAGGGAAGGGAGAGGCAGGGAAGGGAGAGGCAGGGAAGGGAGAGGCAGGGAAGGGAGAAGCAGGGAAGGGAGAAGCAGGGAAGGGAGAGGCAGGGAAGGGAGAGGCAGGGAAGGGAGAGGCAGGGAAGGUAGAAGCAGGGAAGGGAGAAGCAGGGAAGGGAGAAGCAGGGAAGGGAGAAGCAGGGAUGGGAGAGGCAGGGAAGGGAGAGGCAGGGAAGGGAGUGGCAGGGAAGGGAGUGGCAGGGAAGGGAGAGGCAGGGAAGGGAGUGGCAGGGAAGGGAGAGGCAGGGAAGGGAGAGGCAGGGAAGGGAGAGGCAGGGAAGGGAGUGGCAGGGAAGGGAGAGGCAGGGAAGGGAGUGGCAGGGAAGGGAGAGGCAGGGAAGGGAGUGGCAGGGAAGGGAGAGGCAGGGAAGGGAGUGGCAGGGAAGGGAGAGGCAGGGAAGGGAGUGGCAGGGAAAGGAGACGGAGAGGCAGUGAAGGGAGAGGAAGGGAAGGGAGAGGGAGGGAAGGCACCAGAGAACAAGAGCAAACCGGUAACAGAAAAGGAAGGGGCGGGAGGAGGAAAGGUUAAAGAGAAAAGCAAGGAGGUGGAGAAGCAAGGGAAGACCAAAAGAAAGAGUGUCUUGAAUCCCACCGCCUCUACCUCAUCCUCUGCAGCCCCCUCUGUGAUCCGACCCCGGAACUCUGCCCGCUCUGCCCGGAUGUCCAGAAAAAAUGACAUCAUAGCAAAGUUCCAGCAAAAUGCACCUGAGACACCGGUUGUCCGCAACUUCAAACUUCAGAGAUCAUCUAUGGCUGUGGCAAGUGGGGCAUCAAUCAAACAGAAAGUGCUUUCAUGGUGUGCCAACAAAACACGCAACUAUGAGGGUGUUUCCAUAGAGAACUUCUCAUCUUCAUGGUGUGAUGGGCUGGCGUUCUGUGCACUCAUCCAUCGCUUCUUCCCAGAUGCUUUUGACUUCUCAGCCCUGAACGCAUCUGAAAGAGAGAAGAACUUCACCCUGGCCUUCAACACAGCAGAGACCAUGGCUGACUGCUACCCCCUGUUGGAGGUUGGUGAUAUGCUCCUGAUGGGGAACAGACCAGAUCCUAUGUGUGUGUUCACCUAUGUCCAGGCUCUCUGUCAUCACCUCUCCAAAAUAGAGAAGGAGAAGAAGGACAAGGAAGAAAAGGAGAAGAAGGACACAGCAGAGGAAAAGAAGAGUGAAAAGAUGACCGACGGAGAGGUAGAAACCACUACAGAGAAGAAAGAGGAGGAGAGUGUGGGAGGGGAGAACAAAGGAAAAGAUGGGAAAGAGAAAGAGAGCUCAGCGGUGGAGGGAGAGAAAGACAAAAGAGAAGUUGUAGUGUUAGUUGAAGGGCAGGCUUAAGCUAACGCUAAAGAUACAUUGAAAAGACCAAAGGAGAGAGAUUCAGAAAGACUUAAGCGACAUCAUGAAGUAGAGUCUUACAGUGUUCAACGCGAUUGUGUGUGUAGCGUAUAUGAGCAUAAUUUCUUAAAGAGUGACACAUUACUACUGUGUAUUCAAAAGCUGGCUUUGUGAAGGUUUGGAAUUAUGCUCAGAUUCCAACAAUGUGUGUUAAUUGUAACCUGUUGUGAUAUUUUAAAAAUGAUUUAACAUGCUGUGUUUUGGAACUUUGCGCAGAGGAACAUUAAACGUCAAUGUGUAUUAUAA